CCAAGCCAACCGAACCACCAGUAUUAGUCAAACUUUUUAAACGAACACAUCUCCCUGCAACCUUCACCAUGUUGCUUCAAAUUCUAACGGUUUUAUCCUACUUUGGUGCAAUAUCCUGUUCCCAGAGUGCCCGAAUCUUCGGUGGCCAGCAGAGGGUCGAACCGGGCGAGCUUCCGUACAACGCCUUGAUCCGCAUUCGGAAGCCACUUAGUGUAGAAAUCAAAUCCUCUUGUGGAUCGAUCGUGGCAUCUAAGUGGAUCCUGGUGGCAGCCCACUCCGUGUUCAAUGACCUUUCCAAUCCGCGUUUGUUCGAAGUAAUCGCUGGAAAGUACAGCUUGGUAGAAUCGGAUCGUACGGAACAGGUGCGCCAAGUUAGAACAGUUAUUAGGCAUCCCAGUUACGAUCACAGUGUGAAGGGCCUCCACGAUAUUGCGUUGCUCCUAUUGACUACGGCGUUGAACUUCGACGAGUUCGUUCAACCGGUUGUCUUGGAAGCUAAUCCGGAAUACCCUCUGGGGGCAGUUGGUGUGGUUACGGGAUACGGAGUGAUAGGCUCGAGUGGAACCGCAGCGAGUUAUCUCACGAAACUAUCGGUGAACAUUUUGACGCCAACUCAGUGCACCAGCGGAGACUCGGCAUACAACCCAACGUUGAUCUGCACCGAUCCGGGAACCUGCGAGGGAGACUCCGGAGCGCCUCUUUUUCAACAGCAUGGUGAUCAGUGGUCUCAAAUUGGGUUGGCUUCCUUCGGAUUCCAUUGUGCUUUCUACGGAACGCCAACCUAUUACACGUUCUUGCCACAAUAUCUGACCUGGAUCAACGAAACCAUUGUGACGACCAAGGAUGAUGGCAACGGUUCGAAACGAAAUACAGCGCCAUUGAUGGGGAUUUUAGUGGUGACCUGUUCGAAACUUAUCAUUGGAUUGCUGCAAUUUUAAUGAAAUAUAAUGACGUUUUGUUUGACCACAA
Aedes aegypti (yellow fever mosquito) is the source of this 969-nucleotide messenger RNA. RefSeq names its product plasma kallikrein. Gene Ontology annotation, molecular function: serine-type endopeptidase activity. The record is from RefSeq and is a predicted model, not a curated record. Gene Ontology annotation, biological process: proteolysis. The coding region runs from base 69 to 938 and encodes 289 amino acids. NCBI's taxonomy places the organism in Eukaryota, Metazoa, Arthropoda, Insecta, Diptera, Culicidae. The transcript has 2 exons.